Messenger RNA from Argentina anserina (silverweed cinquefoil), 1321 nucleotides. RefSeq names its product protein CANDIDATE G-PROTEIN COUPLED RECEPTOR 2. The transcript has 6 exons. Gene Ontology annotation, biological process: G protein-coupled receptor signaling pathway. The record is from RefSeq and is a predicted model, not a curated record. Bases 137 to 1039 code for a protein of 300 amino acids. Gene Ontology annotation, molecular function: G protein-coupled receptor activity. NCBI's taxonomy places the organism in Eukaryota, Viridiplantae, Streptophyta, Magnoliopsida, Rosales, Rosaceae. Gene Ontology annotation, cellular component: plasma membrane.
UGACAUUUAUUCCAAACCCAUUAGUCUAAAACCAAAUUAACCACCUUCCAAAUUCUAGGGUUUCGAUUUUCGAGUCGAAUCCCCAAUUCCCCCAAAAUUAGGGUUUCCCAAUUUCCCCCCACCUUGAAAUGCAAAAAUGACAUCUCCACUCCCCCAACCUCUGCUCCCAAUCCCACUCCCCAAUUCAACCCUAGACGACGCCGUUUCGGGCCCCAGACUCUACAGCUGGCUGGGUCAGUGCCAUGGGUUCUGGCACAACGUGGCUCUCAUCACGGCCUCGCUUCUCUUUGCUCUCUACUUGGGUUAUCAAUCGAAGAAGAGCUUCUUGAGGCUCUCUCAUGGCCGCUCCUAUAUCAUGAUGGCCUACUAUGGCUGCCUUUGGCUUGUUAGCUUGCUCAAUCUCGCUUGGUGCUUUCUUCAGGCAUGGGAAUGCACACCUGAUAAAGAACUGGCAUGGAAUGUCUUAUCCCUGUUCACGACUUCCGGAAUGUUAUUUUUGGAAGUGAGCUUGCUGGCAUUUUUACUCCAAGGGAAUUAUGGGAGUGGACUGGAAGCAUUGACACGAACAUUUGUUGUCUCAGGAAUCCUUGUUGGUGUAGAUAUACUUCUGAAGGCUACUUAUAUGUUUGGAUUUGGAAUUCCGCUGUUUGUGGACGACAACGAUCAUACACAUAGGAUGAAGUGGAACUUGUGGUCCGUCCAUAGGCUAGUAUUAACUGCUGUUUAUGGUUUCAUAUUGUUCAUGUACCAUUCCAAGUGGAGAGACAGGUUACCCGCAAGACCUUCUUUCUACAACUAUACAGCUAUCAUGUUUCUGAUGAAUGUACUAGCAUUGUUUCCAUGUGGACUUACGGGAAAUGGAGCUGGAUUUGGGUACUGGUUAUAUGGGGCCUCUAUUGUCUGUUACCAUGCCUUCUAUCUUCCUCUCUUAUAUGUUACAUUUCUGGCAGACUUCUUCCAGGAGGAAGAUUUACAUUUGGAGAAUGUAUAUUAUUCAGAGAUGAAAGAUGCAGGUUUCUUUGAUGCUGAUUGGGAGUGAUGGUGUAACCAGGAACGUAAGUCAUGCAUCCAGGUUAUCCUCCUUUACCAAAGAUGCGAUUUCAAAUUGAUCAUGCACUCAAUAAGUAAAGUCUCCUGGACUGUAUAUAGAGGUCAUAAAUCUUCUCUUAUGAGAAGUAUAAUUGCAAAAAUGCCUCAAUUGAAGUAAUUUCGUUAGAGUUUGUAGGAUGUUAUGUUGUAUACUCUGCUGCUUUGCAAUCACACAAGUACAUAAAUGUGUAUUGGUAAGUUUUCUAAUGGCAUACUAUCACUGCUUCAGUAA